Messenger RNA from Dichomitus squalens LYAD-421 SS1, 5101 nucleotides. RefSeq lists its product as uncharacterized. The coding region runs from base 23 to 5008 and encodes 1661 amino acids. Gene Ontology annotation, molecular function: ATP binding; protein serine/threonine kinase activity; protein binding. The transcript is spliced from 16 exons. Gene Ontology annotation, biological process: macroautophagy; late endosome to vacuole transport; protein phosphorylation. NCBI's taxonomy places the organism in Eukaryota, Fungi, Basidiomycota, Agaricomycetes, Polyporales, Polyporaceae. The record is from RefSeq and is a predicted model, not a curated record. Gene Ontology annotation, cellular component: late endosome; nucleus-vacuole junction; phosphatidylinositol 3-kinase complex, class III, type I.
AGGACGCGCACAUACGAACGACAUGGGGAACGCGCAAUCCUUGACGCGCACGAGCGGCGCACUGGACUCGUUUGUGGCCGAACUCGGAGGAGACGUCGUGUACGAGCGGAGCUUGGGCUCCGCGCGGUUCUUGAAGACGGUCAAGUGCCGGCACAAGAAUGGGUUCUUGGUGGUCAAGAUAUUCAUCAAGCCGGACCCGGGGAUGAGCUUGCGCAAGUAUCAUAGGAGGCUGAAGAUUGAGCGAGAAGCCCUUGCGGAGCUACCGAACGUGUAUGGCUACCAGUCCUUCGUCGAGACGGACAAGGCGGGCUAUAUCAUCAGGCAAUGGGUCGCAAGCAACCUGUACGACAGGAUAAGCACGCGCCCGUUCCUCAGCCUCGUCGAGAAGAAAUGGAUCGCGUUCCAGAUCCUCAACGCCCUCCGCGACGCGCGCAACCGCAAGGUCUCGCACGGGGACAUCAAGUCCGAGAACAUCCUCGUUACCUCCUGGAACUGGGUCUACGUCUCCGACUUCGCGUCGUACAAGCCCACAUAUCUGCCCCUCGACGACCCAUCCGACUUCUCGUUCUUCUUCGACACGUCGGGCCGCCGCUCGUGCUACAUCGCGCCCGAGCGGUUCUACACCGCGAGCGAGAACCCGGACAUCAGCGCGAAGAAGUCGAGGCUGGCGAUGGAGGACAGCGAGGGGAAGCGGGACGGGAGGGUCACGGAGGCGAUGGACUGCUUUAGCGUGGGGUGUGUGAUCGCGGAGCUGUUCUUGGAGGGCAAGCCGCUGUUCACGCUGAGCGAGCUGUUCAAAUUCCGGGAGGGAGAGCUAAAAGUAGACACGCAGCUCGGCGCGGUGGAGGACGACGGCGUGAGGCAACUCAUCAAACAAAUGAUUGCCAUUGACCCCAACUCACGACCGACCUUCGACACGCUGCUGCACACGUCGCGAGGGACCGUCUUCCCGGAGAGCUUCUAUUCGUUUUUGCACAACUAUGUCUCCACCGUGAACGAGGUCAACUCCCCUUCCCUGUUCUCCGCGGCCGCCACGCCUUCCACCAUCCCUGCGAGUACGACCGUGUCUGCCCACAAAGGUGCAGGUCCCAACGCGUCCGCUAGUGCGAACCUGAAUGGGGAGCUGCCCAAUGACCCGCUUCCGAGUGAUUCUGACCAUCGUAUGGAGCGAAUAUGGGCGGACUACGAGAGCGUGGAACCAUAUCUCAUCAACGAGGCUAUCGAGGAGACGGUGAUGGAUGUGAAGAUCGACUAUGCGCCACAGCCGAUGUCCUCGCGACCUUUUCAUGACGUGCUUCCGGUUGAGCUGAACAUUCCAAAUCGCGAGAGCAAGCUGCACAGCGCGUGGUCUGCGGGCAAGCGUGCAGCAGCCGAAGAUGGUCCCGCGCUCAUCAUUCUCUCCCUCGUCUGCGCGAACAUUCGUAAUUGCUAUCUCCCAAGCUCCAAAGUUCGCGCGCUCGACGUCUUCCUCGCGCUGUCUUCGCACCUCACCGACGAGGCGAAACUCGACCGCAUGGUCCCGUACAUAGUCGACCUCCUCCACGACGACGCCGCAAUAGUCCGCGCAGCCGCGCUGCGCACGUUGAUGCAAGUCCUCAUGCUCGUGACAGUGAUCGCCCCUUCGAACGCCGCAAUGUUCCCUGAAUACAUCAUUCCGGCGAUAGCGCACCUUGUGCGGGACCCGGAGGUGCUCGUGCGGUGCAUGUAUGCGCAGAUCAUCGUUCCGCUCGCGAAUACUGCGGUGCAUUAUCUGGAGAUGGGCCAGGCGCUGAAGGCGCACGGGACGUACAAGCUUUCGCCGGAUACGCAGGAAUACGACGAGGCGCACUUCGAGGUGUCAUAUGAUGCGAGUAUGGCUGAUCUCCAGAACAGUAUCCAGGAGCAUCUUUCGACACUGCUUGUGGACCCGUCCAGCGUUGUCAAGCGCGCAGUCCUGCACAACAUCUCCUCGCUGUGCAUCUUCCUUGGUCGGCAAAAGACGAAUGACGUUUUGCUCAGCCAUAUGAUCACGUACCUCAACGAUCGCGACUGGUUGCUCCGGUAUGCGUUUUUUGACAGCAUUGUUGACGUCGCAGCCUGCGCGGGCGGGCGGAGUCUGGAGGAGUACAUCCUCCCCUUGAUGAUUCAAGCACUCUCCGACGUGGAGGAGACCGUGGUCGCGAAGGUCCUGGCAUCGUUAACCAAUCUCUGCGAACUGGGGCUGUUCCAGAAAAUGCGGAUUUGGGAACUCAUGAGCGCUACCCUUGGUUUCCUCUAUCACCCCAAUAUCUGGAUACGGGAAGGUGCUGCGGCAUUCAUCGCCUCCGCUGCAAAGCACCUGCCUCUCAGUGACGUAUGGUGUAUUUUGUAUCCCUCCCUCAAGCACUUCCUCCGGUCGGAUGUCAGGGACGUGGACGAGAAGGGCCUACUUUUGGCUAUGAAGCGUCCGCUUUCUAGGCAGAUCUUCGAUGCCGCAGUCCAGUGGGCCAUGAAAGCGGACUCAAGGACCCAGUUCUGGCGGUCGCAUCGAAGCACGAAGAGCGAGUCGCCGCGGGAGAGCGUGGCGACUGUGCGCCAAGCCGGCAGCGCGGCUUCCCGAGCUAGAUCGGAUGAGGACGAAGCCCAAAUCUCGAAGCUACAGCAGCUGGGCAUGAAUUCGACCGAGGAGGCGAAGCUGUUGGCGAUGCGGGAUUACAUUCUAAAGCUUGCGCGCGCGAUCUCGAGUUUCGCUUCCCGGGUCAGCGUGGAGGUCGAGUCAGAUGCGCUCAAAGUGACGUCGACGAUCGAGCUGCAGAAGCUGGGAGUGGUACCACAAACCGUGUUCCUGCGGAAUUCAGAGUCAGACGGGCGGCCAUCCCGACAUCGCUUGAACUCUGAGUUCACGCUUAGGUCUCCUGGUACCCCUAGGACGCAUCGGACGCUCAGCAUCGACCAUGGCCCCUCGUCGGUUGGAGCACCGUUUGAAGACCUCCGGAGGAGACUUGCACUCAUCAACGGGUCACAUACUAGCGUUGCCGCACCCGGGUCGCGCGAGCCAAGGAGUCCGGUCCCUCGCCCUCUUUCCAUCGACACUACUGCUGCCCUCCUUUCCCCUGCGCAACCCGACCUUCCCUCGUUGGAGCGGCCCAACAGUCCGGCGGAGUCGACGGUGUCGACAACGAACUCCUCUGCGAUACGCGUGAUGCGCUUCCCCAUUGGGGGCGAUGGGCAGAAGGCGGCACCGGCUGUUGGGUCCUCGAAGGCAAGCGCGACGGGCUUGUUGGAGGCGCAUGCGCAGAUCUUGUCGGAGGGUUCACAGUCACCGUCGGGAAGGUCAUCGCCUGUUUCCAUCGCGGGGACUGUGAGGGGCCAGGAGAAGCUGCGGCCACCUUCCAUCGCUCCUAUCUCGAGUUACGACGGACAAGAGCCUGGGAUCAGCAACAUGCUUGAGCACCUAUAUCUGGACAACAAUCGUGACCUGCAGGAUGAUUUUGGUCCUCGAGUUCACGACGGUCCAGUCCGGCGGCGUAACACUGCGCGCCACAGCUUCAUGCCGCGGGACGGCUCUGCGCGUCGACUGGAGGCGUCGCUCAUCGCCCACUUCAAUUCUCACUCUGACGCUGUUACGGGCAUCGCAGUGUCACCAGACCACAUGUUCUUUGUCUCAUCUUCGGACGAUAAGACGGUCAAGGUAUGGGACACGGCACGCCUGGAGAGGAACGUCGCGAGCAAGCCGCGGCACACGUACAACCAGCACCACGCGCGGGUCAAGUGCUUGUGCAUGCUCGAAGGUGUCCACUGCUUCGCUAGCGCGGCCGACGACGGGAGCCUGCAUAUUGUGCGUGUGCAGGUGAGCCAGAGUGGGACGCUGCCGAAGUACAACAAGUUGCAUACCGUGCGCGAACAUCGAGUGGAUACUCCUGGGGAGUAUAUCACCAGCAUGUCGCAUUAUGGAACAGACACCUCAUCCAACCUGAUCUAUGCGACCACGCACUCUGUCAUCACUAUUCUCGACUUGCGAACAAUGCGUAGCCUUCAGCGAAUGGAGAACCCCCGACAUCAUGGACCAAUCACGUGCCUAUGUCUUGACCGAAAGCGCACUUGGAUCAUCUGUGGAACAUCGACCGGCGUGCUCUCCCUCUGGGACAUCCGAUUCGGUAUCCUCAUCAAGAGCUGGAAGGUCGGCGACUCGCUCGGGGGCAAGUUCGGCCGGGUACACCAGUGUGUCGUCCACCCAACGAAGGGCAAGGGCAAGUGGGUUAUCGUAGCUGUGGAGAGCCACAAGGCCAGCAACACAGAUAAUCAGUCGCAUACGCUGCUUGAAGUAUGGGACAUCGAGAAGACGACGCUGGUCGAGUCCUUCAUUUUGCGGAUAGUCGUUAACCCAUCGGACCCUAUGGAAGAACCCAAGGAGAUUGAGGUCAACGAAGCAGAGACGGGCCCUGCCGCCGCCAUUGCUGCGCUCGUCCGAGCAAGGCAAGAGAGCGGCUCAAGUGAUGCGUCUACUCCACGACUUGGCUUUGUCGGUGCGGACACCUUUGGGAGCGAGGCGCCACUACCUCCUUUCCCAGAUGUGCGCGCCAUCGUCGCUGGGGUGGAAUUCGGCGGACAUACUGUGAUGCACCGGUCGCACAUGGCAGAAUCUGACGGGAAGGCAUCGAGUCGGUCGGCGUCCUCACGAGGCUUCAUCGUGACAGGCUCCGAGGACUGCAGGCUCCGCUUCUGGGACCUCGCUCGUCCAGAGCGUUCUGUGAUCUUGAGCGGAAAUGAGACAGAUAGCGACAAGCCCACCUACAGUUCUAUCCGUGCAUCUGCGGGAUCGGCGUCGACAUAUGCCGAGACAUGGUUAGCGUCGCAGUCCGGGAACCAGCAUAACCGCCCUCCACAGCGGCUUUCUCUCAUCAACCACAACCAACAGAAUCUCUUGAAGGGCCAUCAGGAUACCAUCACUGCCCUCGCGUGCAUCGACUCUCCCUUCAAGGGAGGACUAGUGAGCGGCGACCGGGCGGGAGUCAUCAAGGUCUGGAGGGUGGAGUCGUUUGACCAGUGAUCAUAUCGGAUUCCUUGUUUCAUAUGUAGCUCUAGGCAAUCUUGGAUUCGUCUUACGUGUAGUGUAUGUCCCUAGACCGCCAAUUACAUCGGC